AGCGACUUACGUUUCCUACGUGACAGGCCCUGGGGGCGGAGCCACACUCAACAUCAACAAAAGGAAAAGAGAAGCAGCGAAAACAGACGAAAGAUUCUCGGAUACACAAACACAAUAUGUCCUUUUAACAUACUUGGUGUUUUGACAACUUGAAACACACAAAGUGAAAAUAUGGAGGCCAUCAAACUGAUGAAGGAGCUGAAGAGCAAUUUGGAUCAGGAGGUUCAUUAUCUGCCAAAGGAAACUGGUCUCAGUUUGAUCGAAUCCACACAAGAGAAUGGUACUGGAGUUACAGCCAAAUGUCGAGAUGCUCGAGUGGAAGAUCUCUGGAGCUUGACCAGUUUCUUCGGUUACAGCACUCAGACCUUUGUACUAGCCAUUAACCUGCUGGACAGGUUUAUAGCUAUGAUGAAGGUUCAGCCCAGAUAUUUGGCAUGCAUCAGCAUCGGUUGCCUUCACAUCGCCGCCCGAGUGACCGAAGAAGAGUGCAAGGUUUCAUCAAGCCAUGAACUCAUUCGCAUCAGCCAGUGCAAGUUCACCGUUUCAGACCUCAAUCGAAUGGAGAAGAUAAUUUCGGAGAAACUCAACUUCCAAUUGAAAGCCGUCACAGCCUUAACAUUCCUGCAUUUGUACCAUGCCAUUGCACUUUCACACACGUCCAAUAGAAAAGACGUUCUGAAUCUUGACAAGCUGGAAGCCCAGCUGAAAGCCUGCCUAUGCAGAAUUGUUUUCUCCAAAGCAAAACCUUCUGUGCUUGCUUUGUCACUGUUGAUGCUUGAGAUUGAGGCCUUACAGUCUGUGGACCUGCUAGAAAUUGCCCAGCGCAUACAAACACACCUGAAGAUCUCGAAGGCUGACCUGGCGCACUGGCGAGGUCUGGUAGAACAGUGCAUGAGGGAAUACUCCUCUCCAGAAUGUGCCAAACCUGACCACAAGAAACUGGUGUGGAUCGUCUCACGGAGGACAGCACAGAACCUGCACAGCAUCUACCGCAGCGUCCCCGAGCUGCCCACCAUCCCAGAGGAUGCGUGGGACGAGAGCGAGAGUGAGGAUUCAAGUGAAGACCUGAGCUCUGGGGAAGAGAGUCUGAGCAGCUCACUGGGCAGCGAUGCCGAGGGACACUACUUCCCCUCCAACUUCCGCUCCCGUGCCCGCAGACAGUAAUACGCUCUAACCCACUCGUCAAGGAGCACAACCGCCAACGGAGAUGUGUCCUCCACCAGCCAAUGAUAUGAGCGGCUUCCUUGUCAUCUUCCAAGAUGAUGCAGAUCACAGACCUCUUCUGGCUGGAAACCUAAUAGUUAUACAGCAAGGUGCCAUUGUGCCUGGGUUCAAUGAAACCACCGAGUCCAAAAUAUCAGAAUUGUAUUUUAAAACUCUUCUUUUAUGGCUUUACAGAAAGCCUGUCCAGAUACUGUAAACAUUUCUCAUGAUUACUUGUGUUAAGCUCAAAGUAAAAUAAUUCAGCCUGCACAACACUGGCAGCUAAAAACUAAAAAAAAAAGUAGCAUAGCGUUUGUAGAAGUUGGUGCAUGUUUGGAUUUGUCAACAUUCCAGGUGGCUCAAUAUGACAUAUCCAAGGUACACUAGACUCUAAUAGACAACUUGAGACUUGUACUUUGGUGCUUUGCACAGUUUUGUAAUAUGAUUGUAAGUGCGUGACAACUGAGAAAGCUGCGUGUCAGCAGGUCAUAUAGUUAGAGAUUUAAUGUGGUGCACAUUGUUGGAUUGUUUAUUUUUCGUGUGUGUAUGUGAGUGUGAUGAUG
Messenger RNA from Carassius carassius (crucian carp), 1766 nucleotides. Its product is annotated as cyclin-G2-like. Bases 172 to 1164 code for a protein of 330 amino acids. NCBI's taxonomy places the organism in Eukaryota, Metazoa, Chordata, Actinopteri, Cypriniformes, Cyprinidae. Gene Ontology annotation, biological process: mitotic cell cycle phase transition; regulation of cyclin-dependent protein serine/threonine kinase activity. The transcript is spliced from 8 exons. The record is from RefSeq and is a predicted model, not a curated record. Gene Ontology annotation, molecular function: cyclin-dependent protein serine/threonine kinase regulator activity. Gene Ontology annotation, cellular component: cyclin-dependent protein kinase holoenzyme complex; cytoplasm; nucleus.